Messenger RNA from Peromyscus californicus insignis, 1448 nucleotides. It is a transcript of the gene Mrm3, whose product is annotated as mitochondrial rRNA methyltransferase 3. The record is from RefSeq and is a predicted model, not a curated record. Lineage: Eukaryota; Metazoa; Chordata; Mammalia; Rodentia; Cricetidae. Gene Ontology annotation, biological process: RNA processing. Gene Ontology annotation, molecular function: RNA methyltransferase activity; RNA binding.
AUGGCCGCUCCAGUGAGUGGCAUGUGGUGCUCCCUGAGACCGCUGCUGCGGGUGGUCCAGACUCGGGACCUCGAGGCGCGGCGCUGGGUCCGGGCGCUGCGGCGCAGCCCGGUGAGAGUGCUGUUCCCCUCCGGACAGGUGGAGGAACGGAAGCGCGCUCCUGACAAGCAGCCUCGCAAGGCGGUCCCCGAGGCCAGUGCUCAGGAGCAGCGACAUAAACACCCUCUGGAGACCUCCCCAUCCCCAUCGACACCUCACACCUGGGAAGAAGCAGGGCUUCGCUAUGAUAAGGCCUUUCCCGGGGACAGGAGGCUAAGCAAUGUCAUGACAAUAGUUAAGUCCAGGUCAUUUCGGGAAAAGCAAGGGAAGAUCCUACUGGAAGGUCGCAGGCUGAUUGCAGAUGCUCUCAAGGCUGGAGCUGUGCCGAAAGUGUUCUUUUUUAGCCGUCUGGAGUACGUCAAGGAGUUGCCGGUGGAUAAGCUGAAAGGUGUCAGCCUCAUUAAGGUGAAAUUUGAAGAUAUCAAGGAUUGGUCCGACCUAGUAACGCCCCAAGGAAUAAUAGGGAUUUUCGCCAAACCUGACCCUGUUAAGAUGACAUAUCCAAAGACUCAGCUUCACCAUUCACUGCCCUUAGUGUUGAUUUGUGACAAUCUCCGGGACCCUGGGAACCUGGGGACAAUUCUGAGAUCUGCAGCUGGAGCAGGCUGCAGUAAAGUCUUACUCACCAAAGGCUGUGUGGAUGCCUGGGAGCCUAAAGUGCUUCGGGCAGGCAUGGGGGCACAUUUCCAGGUGCCCAUUGUGAACAAUCUGGAAUGGGAAACAGUGCCCAAUCACUUGCCCCCUGACACCCGAGUCUACGUGGCAGACAACUGUGGUCUCUAUGCUCAGGUUCAGCUGUCUAAUAAAAUUAGUGACCGUGACUGGGCAUGUGACCGACGAUUCCUGAAGUUUCACAAGUAUGAAGAAGAGGACCCAGACACUAAACCCAGCAAAGACUGGCUUCCCAAACUUGAGGUCCAGAGUUACGAUUUGGACUGGACAGAAGCACCAGCAGCUGUGGUGAUAGGUGGGGAGACGCAUGGGGUGAGCCUGGAAUCCCUGCAGCUGGCUGAGAGCACUGGUGGCAAGAGGCUGCUGAUCCCCGUCGUCCCUGGAGUGGACAGCCUGAAUUCCGCCAUGGCUGCAAGCAUCCUGCUCUUUGAAGGGAAAAGGCAGCUGAAUAAGGUGGAGGACUUGAGCAGGGGCAGGAGUUACCAGGGAAGGAACCCAGAAGUCCUCAGCAGGAGGGUGCCUCCAGCUCCUGCGACAAUGGAGUGAUGCUCGGAGGCUGGCCAAGGUGGUAACCUAGAACCAGGAGGUAGGCAUUGCCGCCAUUGUGUGGUUACCGGAAAAAUAGCAAUUUCUAUCAGUUUCUGCUGUUCUUCAUUAAACAACAGAGAUCAAAAUUC